This is a messenger RNA of Staurois parvus, 1459 nucleotides long. The record is from the annotation of a GenBank genome assembly. Lineage: Eukaryota; Metazoa; Chordata; Amphibia; Anura; Ranidae.
GGUCAUGCAAAGGAGGCACUUCAGCUCGCUAAGAUUCAAGAAGAGACCCUUCACCUGGAACAACAAGCUAAAAUCAAGGAAUAUGAAGCGGCCUUGGAACAGUUGAAGAGUGAGCAGAUAAGAGUACAAGGAGAGGAGAGGAGGAAAACCUUAAAUGAGGAGACCAAGCAGAAUCAAGCUAGAGCUCAGUACCAAGAUAAACUGGCAAGGCAGCGAUAUGAAGAUCAAUUACGGCAGCAGCAACAAUUAAAUGAGGAAAAUUUACGCAAACAAGAAGAGUCUGUUCAGAAGCAAGAGGCAAUGCGGCGAUCCACGGUGGAGCAUGAGAUGGAGUUGCGACAUAAAAAUGAGAUGAUGCGAAUUGAAGCAGAGGCUCGAGCUCGUGCCAAGGUAGAACGUGAAAAUGCUGAUAUCAUUCGGGAGCAAAUUCGGCUAAAAGCUGCAGAACAUCGUCAGACCGUCCUGGAAUCCAUCAAGACUGCAGGAACUGUGUUUGGAGAGGGUUUCCGUGCCUUUGUGUCAGACUGGGACAAAGUGACAGCCACAGCUACUGGAUUGACCCUGCUUGCGUUAGGUAUUUACUCAGCCAAGAACGCAACCGGUGUGGCAGGUCGCUUUAUUGAAGCUCGCCUUGGCAAGCCCUCUUUGGUCCGAGACACUUCUCGUAUAACAGUGGUAGAGGCCAUCAAGCACCCUAUUAAGGUCAGCAGACGUCUUUUCAGUAGAGUCCAGGAUGCCCUAGAAGGUGUUGUUCUCAGUCCAAAACUAGAGGAACGAGUGAGGGACAUUGCCAUUGCCACAAGGAAUACGAAGAAGAACAAAGGUCUAUACAGGAAUAUUUUAAUGUAUGGUCCUCCAGGGACUGGAAAAACACUAUUUGCCAAGAAAUUAGCCAUGCAUUCUGGCAUGGAUUACGCCAUCAUGACUGGUGGUGACGUCGCCCCCAUGGGGCGUGAUGGAGUUACUGCAAUGCACAAAGUGUUUGACUGGGCAAGCACUAGCAAGCGCGGCCUCUUGCUUUUUGUGGAUGAAGCAGAUGCAUUCCUAAGGAAGAGAGCAACGGAGAAAAUCAGCGAAGAUCUGAGAGCCACACUAAACGCCUUUCUGUACAGGACUGGAGAGCAAAGUAACAAAUUUAUGAUGGUGCUGGCCAGUAAUCAGCCAGAACAGUUUGACUGGGCCAUCAACGAUCGAAUAGAUGAGAUUGUCAACUUCGAUCUUCCUGGACUGGAGGAGAGGGAGCGCCUGGUCCGACUUUACUUUGAUAAAUACGUCUUAAAACCAGCAAGCGAGGGCAAGCAACGUUUGAAAGUUGCCCAAUUUGACUAUGGAAAGAAAUGUUCAGAACUGGCAAAAAUAACUGAAGGCAUGUCUGGCCGAGAGAUCUCCAAACUGGGUGUCGCUUGGCAGGUGAGUGGCUAAAGUACCUUUUUGGACUGAACUUGUCAAAGCCUAAGAU